Scatophagus argus is the source of this 1967-nucleotide messenger RNA. Its product is annotated as UDP-glucuronosyltransferase-like. The transcript has 5 exons. NCBI's taxonomy places the organism in Eukaryota, Metazoa, Chordata, Actinopteri, Scatophagidae. The record is from RefSeq and is a predicted model, not a curated record. The coding region runs from base 165 to 1748 and encodes 527 amino acids. Gene Ontology annotation, molecular function: UDP-glycosyltransferase activity.
CUCUCUCUCCGCCUUCCGGUGGUUGUAUAAUAGCCUGUCUGCAAAAAGCAGCUUUUGCUACCUCGAGAAUUUAAACAAAUACUUCCUCACGCACGCACAUAAAGACACAGCAAGAGUUACGACCAGCUCUUACAACAGCCAGCUUGCAGUACAGAGAGGAGGCAAUGAGAAGUGGGGUGUGGUUUCCUACACUGGGGCUGGUGGCCUGGCUGUGCUGCCUCAGUCUGGGGCCCGUUCAGGGGGGGAAGGUGCUGGUUCUGCCUGUGGAUGGGAGCCACUGGCUCAGUAUGAAGAUACUUGUGAAGGAGCUCAGAAACAGAGGCCACGAGAUGUUGGUGCUGGUGCCUGAAAGCAGCUUGUUGAUAAAAGGCUCAGAGAGCUACAAGACUGAGAUCUACCAAGUGCCCUAUACCAAUGCUGAGCUGGAUAAAAGCUUCAGUGAACUGAGGGACGGAGUGUUUGUCAAGAACCCAGAAAUCACAGAUCUGUUUGUCAACGUGCAACGGUUAAUUGACUUUACUUCCCUGCAGGUAAAAGGCUGCAAGAGUUUGCUGGACAACCAGUCUCUAAUGAGUCGACUGAGGGAAGAGAAAUUCGACCUUGUGCUUACGGACCCUUUCCUUCCAUGCGGCCCCAUCCUGGCUCACAUCUUUUCCAUUCCAGCUGUUUAUUUCCUGCGAGGACUUCCAUGUGAACUGGAUAUAAAGGCUAACCAGUGCCCCACUCCUCCUUCCUAUGUUCCUGUGUUCUUCUCUGGCAAUACAGACGUCAUGACCUUCCCACAGAGAGUCAAGAACAUGGUCACGUCUUUUGUGGAGUCCUACUUGUGCAAAAUAAUCUAUGCCAAUUUUGAUGAUCUGGCCAUCAGCUAUUUAGGAGACGACAUGACUUACAAGAACCUUAUUAGUCAGGGUGCUUUCUGGCUCCUCAGAUAUGACUUUUCUUUUGAAUGGCCCAAACCAGUCAUGCCAAACAUGGCUUUUAUUGGAGGUAUCAACUGUGCAAAGAAAGCUCCUCUGCCAGCAGACUUGCAGGAGUUUGUGGAUGGCUCAGGAGAAGAUGGAUUUAUUGUCUUCACCCUGGGCUCAAUGGUGGCCACCAUGCCUGAGGAGAAGGCUAAACAGUUCUUUGAUGCCUUUCGGCAAAUGCCUCAAAGGGUUGUGUGGAGAUACACUGGAAAGCCACCCACAGAUGCACCCAAGAAUGUCAGACUUAUGAAAUGGUUACCUCAGAAUGACCUCCUUGCCCAUCCCAAAGCUAAAGUCUUCAUCACUCAUGGAGGCACCCACGGAAUCUACGAGGGGAUCUGUAAUGCUGUACCCAUGUUGAUGUUUCCAUUGUUUGGGGACCAGGGGGACAAUGUGAACCGCAUGACGGCCCGCGGUGUGGCAGAGAAACUGAGUAUUUUUGAUGUGACGACUGAACAGCUAUUGGCUGCACUGAAUAAAAUCAUCCAUGACAAAAGUUACAAAGAGAAGAUAGUGAAGCUGUCUCAGAUACACCUGGACCGUCCUGUUCAGCCUUUGGACUUGGCUGUUUUCUGGACUGAGUUCGUCAUGAGACACAAAGGAGCCGCACACCUCAGGGUAGCUGCACACGACUUAAACUGGAUUCAGUACCACUGCCUGGAUGUGAUCGGCUUUCUUGCCUUCAUUCUCCUAACUGUUCUGUGGGUGAUGCUAAAAUGCUGCUUGUUUUGUACUCGCAAGUGUUUGAAGAAGGGGACUGCAAAGAAAAAGAAGGAGUAGGCUUUCUAAUGCAGCAUUCAUUAAGUUUACCAAUUCUGUAAUGAAGUGCAUAAUGUAUUUUGAAGGACUGCAAUCAGGUUUUAAAACGGUUUACAGUAUAUGUUAUUACAUAUGUUUGUGUGUUUAAUACAUUUGUGACAUGAUGCUGGCAGUGUUUAAUUGAAGCCAUCCUCUGUUAAGCAAAAAAUCAAAUAAAGUUUGCUUUUUAGCUUAAUGGAA